This is a messenger RNA of Neocloeon triangulifer, 4715 nucleotides long. RefSeq names its product mutS protein homolog 4-like. The record is from RefSeq and is a predicted model, not a curated record. Gene Ontology annotation, biological process: mismatch repair; reciprocal meiotic recombination. Gene Ontology annotation, molecular function: ATP binding; ATP-dependent DNA damage sensor activity; mismatched DNA binding. Bases 171 to 4517 code for a protein of 1448 amino acids. NCBI's taxonomy places the organism in Eukaryota, Metazoa, Arthropoda, Insecta, Ephemeroptera, Baetidae. Gene Ontology annotation, cellular component: nucleus. The transcript has 18 exons.
CCCGAACACAAAAAGACACUGCUUUUGUUGACAAGAAGGAUCGUCUUUCUGUUAAUCGUUUUUGCCAUCUCCAGGCUUCACCCUUGACCAGGACACUUCUGAUCUCAAUUAAAGCAGCUCAAGAGGUUGCUCAAGAUCAAAUAGGAUGAUCUGAUGACAGUUAGGAAACAAUGAACGCUGUGCGAAGUGACCAAAUAUUUGGCAAGCAGAAAAAUUCUGGUGGAUUUCAUGUGAACGCAGCAAAGAGAGACUGUCCUAUCAACCCCAAAUCGGUGAAUUUUCGAGUUCGCAACGAUUCUGUAUUUGGCAACAACUGGUUGAGAAACGCCAAUAACCUUGGCAAUGGAAAAGGACAAAGUUCAGGGAUCAAAGCCCUUGUGGUUGCUGGGACAAACAGCGUCCAAUUCAAUAGUGCCAGAAGCAGAUCCGCCUUAAAAAACUCAGCGUUUCUUGGGCCUCAGACUUCCAGUGCCUUGUCAAAUUCGACGCAUUCACGUUCUGGGACUUCUGGGAACCGUACACCGUCAAGAUCACCAAGGACACCAACCUCUGCCUGCAGUGGCAGCAACACCCUCGAGACAAAAUGCAUUGUCGCUUUAACUGAAGGACGAGGCAAAGCUAGAGGUGAAGUUGGCAUAGCAGCAAUUGAUGUUUACAGACCCAAUUUGAUUGUGAGCCAAAUCAGUGACUGCCAGACUUAUAGCAAAACCAUUGCUAAAAUCAACAUGUUCAGUCCUGUUGAGAUUCUUCUUCCAAAUACAUUUUGUGAUGGUAGCAGCAAUACAAAACUUUUCGACUGCAUCAGAGAACAGUAUCCCAACAUCACAAUCACGACCGUGCAAAGAAGACACUUUAGUGACGUCCAAGGAUUGGAAUCUAUAAAAAAGUUUUGUGUGCCAGAAAUGGCCAGCUUGGAAAUUGUUGUGCAAAACAAGUUCUUUGCUUUGUCUGCUGCUUCUGCACUGCUGAAAUAUGUUGAGUUUCUCCAGAACAUCAUGUUUGCGCCAAAGUCUCUCAGCAUCCAGUACCAAGGAUCUCAAAAUACAAUGCUAAUUGAUGCUGAAACCGCUAAAAGAUUGGAGUUGGUGCGUUCAAUCAAGCCAGGAGGAGCUAAUAUUAAGCAGUCUUCCUUACUUGGCGUUCUGAACCACACAUUUACUAUUGGAGGCUACAGACUUUUGAGGGCAACAAUCAUGCAGCCACCUUGCAAAAUUGAAGGUAUUAUUCAGAGACAGGAAUGCAUUCAAGAGUUGGUCGACAAUCCAGCUGUAUUCCGCGCCUUCCAAUGCAUCCUUCCCAAAUUUGCGGACGCAGAAAAACUUUUGGCACUGAGCAUGAUGCUUCCAACAACUGCUGACAGGAAUGAAAAAAGCAUCGAGUAUCAAAUCAAUUAUGCCCUGCUGUUGAAAAGCUGUCUUGAUAAUUUGCCAGUUCUUCAAGAAACUUUGAGGCUAACAGAGCAUGCUUUCUUUCAAACUCUACACAACCAAAUCAAGGCUGAUGCUCUCACUGAUAUCCAAGAAGUUUUGAAAAAAGUGCUUCAUGAUGAUGCCAAAAGUGUAAAGGGCUACAGCGCCUCUUGCAUUCAAAGAUGUUUUGCCAUCAAAAGUGAAGUCAACGUCCUCCUUGACCUGGCCAGAAGAACUUACUGUGAAUUGGUUGACGAGAUCACACACCUUGUCCAAGACUACUCUGCAGAGCAUGGCCUGCCUCUGAGGGUCGGUCACAACACCAUGAAAGGGUUUCAUUUGCAAAUGCCUGUGGGCGGUCAAAACAACAAAUGGAAAGAAAAAGAAUUGCCUGAAAUUUUCAUUCAGGUCAAUAAAACUAGAAGCACAUUUACUAUGACAACCGAGGCUUUGAUCAAGUUGGAUGUUCGCUGCAAGGAAAUGCUGAAAGAAAUUCAAACAAUGAGUGCUUUAGCCCUUGCGGAGCUUCUGGCUGAAGUCCGACAGCAUGCUGGAUGCCUUUAUCAAAUGUGCGAAGCAAUUUCUGAGAUUGACCUAAUUGUGUCUCUUGCAACACUGAGUUCCCUGCCUGGAUUCAUAAAACCAGAGUUUGGCAACAAAAUGGUUGUGAAGGCAGGAAGACACCCAAUCUUAAACCGCAUGAGCUAUGCAGAACCAGUUCCAAAUGACAUUGAAGCUAGUGAAGAAAAUAACUUCCACAUCGUAACAGGACCAAACAUGGCAGGCAAAAGCAUUUACAUUCGUCAAGUAGCACUGUUGCAGAUCAUGGCCCAAAUUGGUUGUUUCGUUUCGGCAGAAGCUGCUGAGUUUCGCAUCACAGACCGAAUUUUUUCUCGCAUCGGCUUUGAAGACAGCAUUGAAGGCAAUGCCUCAACUUUUGUUGUUGAGAUGCGAGAAAUGAACUACAUUCUCCAGCAAAUGACACCUUCAUCACUCAUUAUCAUUGAUGAGCUGUGCAGGGGAACAAGCUCCGAGGAAGGCAUGUCAAUCGCCUGGGGAAUUUGUGAAUGGUUGUUGAGAAGCCCUGCUUUCACCUUCUUCACAACGCACUUUUUGUUCUUGACAAGACUUCAGAACAUUUACUCAAACAUCCAAAACCUCUGCUUAGAGGCAAUUGAGAUGGAAACUGAUUCCAAAGAUGGCUCAAGUCAUGAUGGAGGUAAUGAGAAGUGGAUCCAAUACACACACAAAGUCGGUCCAGGUGUAAUGAAAAUUGAGAGGUACGGACUGAGGCUCGCCAGAGUGUCUCACGUGCCUAAGAAAGUGACCAAGAAUGCUGGUUCUAUUUUGGACAAGUUGAUUGCCGCCAGAAAGCCUCUUCCCUCUGUUGAGAACGGUGAGCAAGGAACCAUGAUGUACCAAACAUUCCGCUGCAUGCUGAAAGCCAUCUCUAAGAAGUAUGUUGACAACCGGACCUUGGCGAUGGAAAUGAAUGCAGCGCUAACAAGAAAAUUCAAAGAGCAGCAUUCUAACUGGCAAGAGGAAACUUUGAUGAUGAACACGCCACUGUCAACUCCACAAAACAGGCAAACUAAUAGAAGAGUUUUGUCCCCGAUCAUAAGGGAAUUUGAGCAAGAGGGAGAAAUGACUGCUCACCAUCAAGAGAUCGUUCCUGUUGCUGCAAAGCCUCCAGGCUCUGUUGGUGGCACAGAAAAGCUAAUGGAUAUUCCAGACCAUAAUGAGACGUCAGAGCCUUGCAGUGCGAAUGAUAUACCAAUGGUAGAAAAAACUCCGAUAUCCUCAAACAAUGAGGUUGGCACUCCAGUGAACACUUACAGAGCUGAAGAAGCAGCCUUAAGGACCCCCAAUGCCCCAAGAAUACCUAAAAAUGUGACAAUUAACCUCACUCCAGUUGAAAUUGAAGCUAGCAGUGAGACUCGAAAGUUAAAUUCAGGAGUUCCGCUGACUCCCGCGAGCAGUAAAGAUUCUCAAUUCAGCCGAACUGCCCUUGUUGGAAUUCUGAAGAGACGGCAAGACUUUACUCCUUCAUCGUCGUGUAGCCUUGAGACUCUAGACCUGACCGGCACACCUGUCAGCACAAACAUGCCAAAGCAAGCACCAGCUAUAAGGAGAUUGUCUAAAGAUUUUUCAACACCCCAGUCCCAUUUCAGGAGGAGUGCUCAGGAUGCUGGAUUGAAUCCACCGACAGUGCCAAAAGCCAAGCGCCAGCAGGUUAUGGAAUUUGUUUCACCCAGCAAAUUGAUUAGCACUCCAAUCCCUUGGAAAACACCUUCUGAAGUUACACCAGAAAAAUCAACCCAAAGUCAAGGCAGAUCUUCAUCACCUGUAAAAAUGAAAACAAGGAAAAUUGAGGAGUAUUUCAUUCGUUUUCAACGAAACAGCGUGAUUGAAACUUAUGUCAAAGAGAAAACUCCCCGAGUUUGCAAUGACAGGGCAGAGGAGGAAAAUGAAAAUUUCUUGAAUGCUGCAGAGAAUUCUGAAUUAACUGUUGCUGUUGAGCAGCCUAACGACAUUGAGAUAAUUGGCACUGUUCAAUCUCCUAUUCAUCCCUCCAAAAUAGACCUUCAGGGUAAACAAAAUCACCGUUUUUCUUUGGACAACCUGUUGAAAGAUACCAUGAAACGAAUCAACCUAGAUAAAACCUCAGGGGACAAAAGUGUUGUGACAAGUUUCAGCUACGGAUCUGCUUCAUUUUCAAUGCCCAUUAUGUCCACCUCAGUCAAGGCUUUGAACUUUGACAUAAACGAAGCCGAGUCUAGGAAUGGAAGUCAAAUGAUGGAGGAGAUAAACACCACACCUGUCCAGGGCCACCGGUUCGCGAUGCAAGGGACGCCAGAGUUCAGGUGCAGCAUGACCUUCAAGGACUUCAUGGAGCAGAAGACAAAACAAAAGAAACGCUCAACUUCACAAAGCAGCAUUCCGCCAGAGUCUCCGUCUAUGCAGAAAUUCUACAGGGAUUUCCCCCCAAGCUCCAGCAUGGUUCAAGCAGCUCAAGAUGCUCUGGAGAAGAAGCUGGAACGGAUGAGGAAUGAGUCUUUUUCACGAGACUCCUCCCAGUCUGGUAAGGACCUGACCCCAAAACUCUAAGUAUUAAAGAAAUUUGAAUACCUGUUUGAUGAUCUCCUUUAAGCUAUUUAAAAUGUGAAAUUAAAGCCCAAAAUAUUAGGGCGUGAUAUUUUAAUUUUUACAAUUGCAGAAUUUGUGCUAAAUAAUAUUUUAAUUUAAAUCACAGUACUUAAAUUAUAAAAUCUAUUCAAGCUGGUCAAUAAAAUUAAAAGAACUGAG